This is a messenger RNA of Rana temporaria (common frog), 1169 nucleotides long. Its product is annotated as olfactory receptor 5AS1-like. Gene Ontology annotation, cellular component: membrane. Lineage: Eukaryota; Metazoa; Chordata; Amphibia; Anura; Ranidae. Gene Ontology annotation, molecular function: G protein-coupled receptor activity; olfactory receptor activity. Gene Ontology annotation, biological process: G protein-coupled receptor signaling pathway. Bases 61 to 996 code for a protein of 311 amino acids. The record is from RefSeq and is a predicted model, not a curated record. The transcript has a single exon.
CUAAAAACUAUCAUAGACCAGUAAAAAUGAUUUAUUUUUAUUUUUAUAUACUGCAGAUUUAUGAAUUCAAUCAAAAAUAUGUGUGGAAAGAAUUAUACAAAAGUCUCAGAAUUUGUUCUUCUAGGAUUUGGAAACCUUCACAAAUUAAAUGUUGUAUUGUUUAUAGCCUUCCUAAUCAUCUUUAUAUUCACUAUCACAGGAAAUCUUCUGAUUAUUGUAUUAGUAUCCAUCACCCCAGCCCUUCAGACACCCAUGUAUUAUCUCCUAAGUCAUCUCUCAUUUUCAGACCUGUUGAUGUCAACCAACAUUCUUCCAAACAUGCUUGGCAGUCUUCUUCUUGGGGAGAAAAGAAUUACUUACUGUGGCUGCAUCACGCAGCUUUAUUUUUUCUGUGCUACAACCAUUACAGAAUGUCUCCUCCUCGCAGUCAUGUCCUAUGAUCGGUACUUGGCCAUUUGUAACCCUUUGAGAUAUCACAGUAUCAUGAACAUGAUGUUUUGUGUCAAUCUUUCGGCUUGGCCAUGGCUGUUGGGUUUUACAUUGAAUCUAAUAGGCGUUUUGACUCUGUCAAAUUUUGACUUUUGUGCUGAUAAUGUCAUUGACCAUUUCUACUGUGACCUCUCCCCUCUUCAGAAGCUCUCUUGUUCAGACACCUCUUUGGUUGAACUUGAGGCUUUUGUCUAUUCCAUACCUACAUUUAUUUUUCCAUGUGGUUUUAUCAUGGUGACGUACAUCUGCAUCUUCCAUACUAUUCUCAGCAUACUGUCAACAACAGGCAAACAGAAAGCAUUUUCAACCUGCAGUUCUCAUCUUCUGGUGGUGGGGACAUUUUACGGGACACUCAUAGCUAAAUACAUGAUACCCUCUAAAGGACACUCUUUGCUUAUGAAUAAGAUUGUAUCUUUACUUCACACCGUGUUUACUCCUUUAUUUAACCCUAUUAUAUAUAGUCUGAAGAACCAAGAUAUCAGGACAGCACUUCAAAAACUCUCUUAAGCCUGAUACACACAAUCAGAAAAUCGGAUGAAAAACACAGCUUUUGAAGCAAUCAGAUGAUAAUCUGAUCAUUAGUAUACAACUUUCGAGAGUCGAAAAACGACAGUUCAUCCAAAAUUAUCCAAUGGGACAAACGUUUCUCAUAUGAUACCAAAUUGUACUAUUUUUGUUUA